Messenger RNA from Poecilia reticulata (guppy), 940 nucleotides. RefSeq names its product alpha-2,8-sialyltransferase 8F-like. The record is from RefSeq and is a predicted model, not a curated record. Lineage: Eukaryota; Metazoa; Chordata; Actinopteri; Cyprinodontiformes; Poeciliidae. Gene Ontology annotation, biological process: N-glycan processing; oligosaccharide metabolic process. Gene Ontology annotation, molecular function: alpha-N-acetylneuraminate alpha-2,8-sialyltransferase activity.
AUAGAAGAAAUGCUACAGAAUUAUUCACAACCCUGGGUUAAAGACGAAGAAAAGCUCCAAGAAAUCAGGACAGGGCUUAAGGCCACCUGCAAUGGUUUGGAGAACGCCAUCAUAACCCAGAAAAACAGCCCAAUGAGAACGAAGAUUGUCUAUGAUGGGGACAGGGGGCAUAAGCUCACAGUGAACUCACAACAUUUUGCAACAUUUGUCAAAACGCGUCAGAUCUUGGAUAAAACGUUGGAUUCAUGUGCUGUUGUUGGGAACGGAGGAAUCCUGGCAAACAGCAGGUGUGGAAAUGAGAUUGAUUCAGCUGAAUUUGUGAUCAGGUGUAACCUGGCUCCUUUGUUAAACGGAUAUGAGGAACAUGUUGGGGUGAAAACAGACAUUGUGACUGCAAACCCGAGCAUUUUAUCUAAAAGGUACGGCUCGCUUUCAGGCAGUCGACGCAGGUUUGUAGAGAGCCUUUGCCAAUAUGGGGACGCCAUGCUGCUGCUUCCUGCAUUCUCCUACGUCGUAAACACAGCAUUGUCUUUCCGGGCUCUGUACACCAUUGAGGACUUUGAAAUGCCCAUCCAGUCUGCCUUCAUGAACCCAAACUACUUUCGGAGUCUGACUGCUUUUUGGGGCUCUCACGGAUUGUUGGAAAAACGCCACAGCACAGGCCUGAUGAUGGUCAGUCUGGCGCUGGAGCUGUGUGACAACGUGGAUCUGUAUGGAUUCUGGCCCUUCGGUCUCCAYCCASAMARCUUCAAARAMCUGACUCACCAUUAUUAUGACAACAWUSAAGCUAAGAAAUCUGUACAUGUUAUGUCGGAAGAGUUCAAAUUUUUGUUGCAGUUGCAYAACCAAGGUGUGCUGAAGCUACACCUGGGGGAGUGUGAACCAGAGGAAUAGGUUAGUUAGACAACCCUCAUGUAAAUGUUUACAAAAUAUUUGUUAC